GACCAGGAAAAGGGACAGGCGCAUGCGUGAAGAAGGGAACGAUGGUGGAUAGGUAGGCAACGCAUCAACUUGAUGAUAUCUAUCGACUAGCGAUCGAUUUCCAACAGUUCACUAGAACUAAUAGAUCGUAUAUCACUUAUUUGCUGCUACUAGAAUUGUAGCUAGCUUCCGUAGAACGAAGCCCUGGAACAUACAAAAAUGCCGAACAUUAAGAUAUUCAGCGGUAGCUCGCAUCGGGAACUGUCUCACAAAAUUGCCGACCGUCUUGGGAUGGAACUCGGGAAGGUUGUCACCAAAAAAUUCAGCAAUCAAGAAACAUGCGUUGAGAUCGGGGAGAGUGUCCGUGGAGAGGAUGUCUACAUCGUACAGAGCGGCUGUGGGGAGAUCAAUGAUAAUCUGAUGGAGCUGCUGAUUAUGAUCAAUGCGUGUAAGAUCGCCUCGGCCUCCCGGGUCACAGCCGUCAUCCCCUGCUUCCCCUACGCACGGCAGGACAAGAAGGACAAGGUGGGGAGUCGGGCGCCCAUCUCAGCCAAGCUCGUGGCUAACAUGCUGUCUGUGUCUGGGGCUGAUCACAUCAUCACUAUGGACCUCCACGCCUCACAGAUCCAGGGUUUCUUCGACAUCCCGGUGGAUAACCUGUAUGCUGAGCCUGCUGUACUGAAGUGGAUCAAAGAGAACAUCGCAGAGUGGAAGACCUGCACUAUCGUCUCUCCAGACGCAGGGGGUGCCAAGAGAGUGACUUCCAUAGCGGACAGGCUCAAUGUGGACUUUGCUCUGAUCCACAAAGAGAGAAAGAAGGCCAAUGAGGUGGAUCGCAUGGUGUUGGUCGGGGACGUCACGGACCGGGUGGCCAUCUUGGUGGAUGACAUGGCAGACACCUGUGGGACUAUCUGUCACGCGGCCGACAAGCUGAUCUCAGCUGGUGCUACCAAGGUGUAUGCCAUCCUGACCCACGGUAUCUUCUCUGGCCCGGCCAUCUCCCGCAUCAACAACGCCUGCUUCGAGGCCGUGGUUGUCACCAACACUAUCCCUCAGGAGGAGAAGAUGAAGACCUGUCCUAAGAUACAGGUGAUUGACAUCUCUAUGAUCUUGGCAGAGGCCAUCCGCAGGACCCACAACGGAGAAUCUGUCUCCUACCUCUUCAGCCACGUCCCCUUGUAACAUCACACGGGCACCGUUCAGUAGGGCACACCAGAACAUUCAGAUAGAACAGGCACCGUUCAGUAGGGCACACCAGAACAUUCAGAUAGAACAGACACCGUUCAGUAGGGCACACCAGAACAUUCAGAUAGAACAGACACCGUUCAGUAGGGCACACCAGAACAUUCAGAUAGAACAGGCACCGUUCAGUAGGGCACACCAGAACAUUCAGAUAGAACAGGCACCGUUCAGUAGGGCACACCAGAACAUUCAGAUAGAACAGGCACCGUUCAGUAGGGCACACCAGAACAUUCAGAUAGAACAGGCACGGCCAUCUCUCACGCAGAAUAGGGACUUUGGGGAACAGAUAUGAUUGUCUUUCAGGUAGGCUCUUCAUUCCAUUUCUAUGCCCAGUAUUCUGGAAUGUUUCUCAUCACUGAAUAGAUUCCAGCCCUACUAUUCUGUUACACCAGAAAGAGGAAUGUCCUAUACAAACAUCAGUGUUGGGCUCGAUUCCAUUUCAAUUCCAGUCAAUUCAAGAUGUAUACUGACAUUCCAAUUCUUUUCAAUUAGGAAAAUGUGGAAUUGGAUUUGGAAUUAGGUUUACUUUCUGAAUUGAGGUUUAAAUUCAAUUGACCCCAACCAGGAGAAACACCACCAGUAUAUAUUAGCAUCGCUCUGCUGCUAUUGCUAACUAACCACGUUACAAUUAAUGACUAUUAAUAAUGAUGACAUGUUCAUUUUGAGUCCCUCUCUCACCUCUAAACAGUGUUUGCAUCCCAAAUGGCACCCUUUUCCUACAUAGUGAACUUCUUUUGACUAGUGCCCUAUGGGUCCUGGUCAAAAGUAGUGCACUACAUGGGGAAUAGGGUGCCAUUUGGGACAUGUCUAUCAGGGACAAAAGAGGUCAGUGUUGAUUAUUUAUUGUGAGUGGGUGAACUCACCUAAUGCCAACAGUUCAUAAUAAUGCUGUUACAAAACUUCUAUGUUACAAAAAGAGGGUGAGAGACGGUUGGAUGUUGACUGACUUCAGGUAUUUUAUUAUUUUGUUUUUCAUUUUGAUUUGGUUGAAAGAUGAGGCUCAUAAUGAGUAAAGUGAAUGAGCUAUAGUUGAUGUUAAUCUGGGUGAUUCACAAGUCUUUUUAAAAGGGGCAAUCUAGGAUUGGUACUUCUAAUUUUUGGACAUAAUGGUAUAUAGCCUACUGAUUCUUGAAGAUUAUAACUUUUAAAUGCCUCCUCCAUGAUCUGCAUCCCUUGCUCUGUCUGUGUGUACAUUCCUCUAACCCCAUCCCUCACUUGUUGACCUAAACCAGUACCGGGAAGGGGGGGUUUGAAUUGUGGAUUGCCCCUCAAGGCUUUUGGGAAUCAUUCUUUCAGUGGGUGCAGAGGAGGCAGGUUUUGCUCUUUGAGGUUGCUGUCUAGAAGCUGUUGGUUUUUAGCUCUGCAGGAUGGAGCUUCCUAGAAAAGUCUCUGCUAUUUUUAUUUACUUAAUUUUUUUCAAUAAUAUUUGUAUAAUAAACUCUCAAAAGAGUG
Salmo salar (Atlantic salmon) is the source of this 2673-nucleotide messenger RNA. RefSeq names its product ribose-phosphate pyrophosphokinase 1. The record is from RefSeq and is a predicted model, not a curated record. Gene Ontology annotation, molecular function: ribose phosphate diphosphokinase activity; magnesium ion binding; ATP binding. Lineage: Eukaryota; Metazoa; Chordata; Actinopteri; Salmoniformes; Salmonidae. Gene Ontology annotation, biological process: 5-phosphoribose 1-diphosphate biosynthetic process; purine nucleotide biosynthetic process; ribonucleoside monophosphate biosynthetic process. Gene Ontology annotation, cellular component: cytoplasm; ribose phosphate diphosphokinase complex.